Molecule: messenger RNA, 444 nt
Organism: Lagopus leucura (white-tailed ptarmigan)
Lineage: Eukaryota; Metazoa; Chordata; Aves; Galliformes; Phasianidae
Exons: 5
Coding region: 1-444 (147 amino acids)
Source: RefSeq, a predicted model, not a curated record
AUGGAUGAAGUAUACCACAUCUCUUCUACUGAGAAGGUCCAGCAGCUGGAAAGAGAACUAGCAGCACAGCUGGCAGAGCUGAAGGCACAAAUAGAAGACAAUGGGGUACUUCAGGGAACACCAAACAGGGCAUACAGUUCUGUUCCAGUUCCAAAAGAUGCAACUUAUUUCAGAAUAGAAAGAGAGAGAAUACUGAAGAGAGUCUUACAGGUGGCAGAAGCGAAGCCCCUUGUUAUUCAGGCUGAUGUCAUGCAGAGGGAGUUAGAGAGCUGCUGGACAAGGGAGUACGCAGCAACAACCUUGCCGCUGCUGCUGCACCAGUUUUUUACAGACAGAAUCACUCAGCUAGUCCAGAGUAAAUAUUUGCACAUGCUCAGAUGGAAAAGAUUUUGCACGCACAGCAGUGUUAUUGAGCAGCUUUAUCCUCUCUAUCAGGUGGUUUGA